AAUGUGAUUAUCAUAAUCCAAAAUUGAGUACACACUAAACCCAACAAAGUCUAGAAAGAAGAAAGCUUUCACUUUCAGUCUCUCUGCUCUGCCUCAAGUCUCUUCGCUGCAGAGUUAGGGCAUAAAAUUUGUUCCUUAGAAUCUCUGAUAUAUAUAUAACCCAACUAAUCUUGCAGAAUCAAAAUCUCUUCUUUACCUCUCGUCAAAACUGUGGCGUUAUUGAUGAAUCGACUUCAAAGGCUUCUCCUUUCUGCUCCAAUCAUACUCUAAAGGUUUGGUAAUCAGACACUGAUAUGGCUAUGACACGAGAGUUAUAUGGAAUUCUGGGCACCAAGUAUGUUCCAUUGUUAAUCCGAAGAUUCUCACUUUGGUCUACGAAGAAAGACCCUGAUCUCGAAUCUGCUCUCUCGCGUAACAAGCGAUGGAUAGUUAACAGUCGGCUCAAGAACAUUAUCUUAAGGUGUCCCAACCAGGUUGCAUCGGUUAAGUUUCUACAGAAGAAGUUUAAGACUCUUGAUCUACAGGGGAAAGCCUUGAAUUGGCUUAAGAAGUACCCUUGUUGUUUCCACCUUUAUCUCGAGAACGAUGAGUAUUACUGUCGGUUAACGAAACCGAUGAUGACGCUUGUGGAAGAAGAAGAAUUGGUCAAAGAUACACAAGAGCCUGUGCUUGCAGACAGGCUUGCAAAGCUGCUUAUGAUGAGUGUUAAUCAGCGCCUUAAUGUCGUGAAGCUUAACGAGUUUAAGCGGAGUUUUGGAUUCCCUGAUGAUUAUGUGAUCAGGAUACUACCAAAGUACUCAGAUGUGUUUCGAUUAGUGAAUUAUAGUGGGAGGAAGAGUUCAAUGGAGAUCGAGCUUUUGUUGUGGAAGCCUGAGUUGGCUGUUUCUGCAGUGGAAGCAGCAGCGAAGAAUUGUGGCUCUGAGCCUAGUUUCUCUUGCUCUUUACCUUCCACAUGGACCAAACCGUGGGAGAGGUUUAUGGAGUUUAAUGCCUUUCCUUACAUAUCUCCAUAUGAGGAUCAUGGGGAUCUUGUUGAGGGUUCACAGGAGAGUGAGAAGAGAAGCGUUGGUUUGGUGCACGAGUUACUCUCGCUAACGUUGUGGAAGAAGCUGUCAAUCGUAAAGCUGAGUCAUUUCAAGAGGGAAUUUGGGUUGCCGGAGAAGCUAAAUGCUAUGCUUCUGAAGCAUCCAGGCAUAUUCUACGUCGCAAACAAGUAUCAGGUUCACACUGUGAUCCUUAGAGAAGGAUACAAUGGCUCGGAAUUGAUUCACAAGGACCCGCUUGUUGUUGUGAAGGAAAAAUUUGGGGAACUGAUGCAGCAGGGCUUGUAUGAGUAUAAUCACAGGCGAUAUUUGGCUAAUCUAGAGAAGAAGAGAGAGAAAGGUAUUGAAUCUUUGAAGCCUGUGGUGCGAAAGAAAGACAGGAAUCACGAUGGAGAUGAUGUCGAUGAAGAAGAAAACCAUGGGGAUCGACCAGGUGGUCUGUUCGAUCCAGAAGAGAGAAAAAGGUUUUAUCAGAUUCUCUUCAGUGACACCCAAUAAGAACAUUAUAGGCUGAGAAUGACUAAAUCUCAAUAACUCUUGGGACAGACAGCUUGUUUUUUGCAUUUGCUUACAAGCAUAUUGUGAAAUUUUCAGCAAAAGCACAAUGUCUCAGAGAUUGCAGACUAUAUAGAUAAUUUUUUCCCUGAACAUCACGUCCGCAGAGAAAAAUCCACGAUCAGAUUUUGUUUCGAAGCUCACACUUGCGGCCUAGUUGUACCCCGGGGAUGCAAGAUCAAGAUGGAAUCUGUGAUUAAUAAAUCACCUUGCUGCUUCCUGUAGGCACACACUAGUGGUCAAGUUUUCUAACUCCUGAAGAACUUGCUAUGAUACGUGCUUCUGUUGAUGUAAGCCAAUCCCUCCCCAUUCAAUAAUGUGCCAAUUUCAAUAACUAAUCGUAACCUGACUGAAAUAAUAUAUAAAUACACAUGUCUCGAUGUGGACAAGUGGUAGAUCGCAAAAGGGAAGAUCGUUCAUCUGUUCAUCUGGUAGAUUUGCUAGAUGUGAUAACCAGAAGCUAGAUUUAUCUGUUCAUCUGUUCAUCUGGUAGAUUUGCUAGAUUUAUUAUAGUUUACGAAGUGUAACAAUGAAAUUGUAUACUAAUCAAGUAACCUUACUAGCCAGAUUUGUUUUAUUUCUGUGUUAUUUAAACUGACUGCCAA
Molecule: messenger RNA, 2203 nt
Organism: Arabidopsis lyrata subsp. lyrata
Lineage: Eukaryota; Viridiplantae; Streptophyta; Magnoliopsida; Brassicales; Brassicaceae
Product: protein ROOT PRIMORDIUM DEFECTIVE 1
Exons: 2
Coding region: 294-1541 (415 amino acids)
Molecular function (GO): RNA binding
Source: RefSeq, a predicted model, not a curated record